Dioscorea cayenensis subsp. rotundata (Guinea yam) is the source of this 3487-nucleotide messenger RNA. RefSeq names its product putative zinc transporter At3g08650. Gene Ontology annotation, biological process: zinc ion transmembrane transport. NCBI's taxonomy places the organism in Eukaryota, Viridiplantae, Streptophyta, Magnoliopsida, Dioscoreales, Dioscoreaceae. Gene Ontology annotation, molecular function: zinc ion transmembrane transporter activity. The transcript has 6 exons. Bases 506 to 2293 code for a protein of 595 amino acids. Gene Ontology annotation, cellular component: membrane. The record is from RefSeq and is a predicted model, not a curated record.
CGCCCCCUUUUUUCAACCAAACCCGUGUUCCAUUUAAAAAAUAUAUAUUUAUAUUUAAAAAUUUCUCUUUUUUAUUGAUUCGUUUCUUAUUAAAGAUUGAAUUUUUAGGGUUUAUUCGUGGAAUCCUUCUCUGGAUUGGCCACGGUACGUUGAUCUGGAUCCAUCCAUUGUUUGAUAUCGUGGAAAUUUCCUCGAGGAUUGAUUGAUUAUUCAAUUGAUCCUCUUCGUCGGAGGGGAUUUGAUCGAGAUCACCCGCUUUUAUGGUUCGGAUUCAGUGAUCGAGGGGGAUUCUUGCGUUUUGUGAUCUUUCUGAAUGUAUUGGUGAGGUAUUUAACAUUGUAAGUUGUGGGAGCUCGAUGCUGUUGCUUUCUAUUGCGUGACAUUUAGGCAAGAGUUGAUUUGUUGCUUAUUCAUGGAUACAAAUCUUGUCAAAUUGAAAUGAAGUUAUAGGUGUUAAUGAGUGCAGAAGGACUGGAUGUGUGGAUGGUGAAUGAUAUUUGAAUAGAUGGCUUCACAUUUCAGUUCCUUCCUGCUGAUUCUCUUGGUUUUUGCAUUAUUUCAUGGUUUGACUGCGGGGUCUGAGAUUGAGGUCGGUCAAAAGGUUAGGACAGCCCCCCAUAGAAACUCAGGCAGUGCUGUUAUAGAUGGAUCUGGGAAAGAGGCCAGCUUUGAUGGUUCCAAGGAUAGUUUCCAGGGUUUUAAUGAGGGGAGGAUUGCUAAUGGCAAGGUGUCUGUGUCAGCAGUUUUGUGGCUUACACUUGCAAUGGCUGCGGCAACUGGUUUAGGUGCUGUGCCAUUCUUCUUUGUUGAGCUAGAACCACAAUGGGCGGGUGUUUGCAAUGGCAUGGCUGCUGGGGUGAUGUUGGCUGCAAGCUUUGAUCUGAUACAGGAAGGACAAACCUACGGGAGUGGAAAUUGGGUUGUGCUUGGCAUAUUGACGGGAGGGAUAUUCAUUAUACUCUGUAAAAAGUUCCUUGAGCAAUAUGGAGAUAUAAGCAUGCUGGACAUUAAGGGUGCUGAUGCAAGUAAAGUUGUUCUUGUGAUUGGCAUAAUGACCCUUCAUUCCUUUGGAGAGGGUUCUGGGGUUGGGGUAUCCUUUGCUGGUCCAAAAGGUCUUUCUCAAGGUCUUCUGGUGACAAUUGCUAUUGCUGUACACAACAUUCCUGAAGGUUUAGCUGUUAGCAUGGUUCUUUCGUCUCGAGGGGUUUCUCCACAAAAUGCUAUGCUAUGGAGUGUGAUUACAUCUUUGCCUCAGCCAAUUGUAGCUGUCCCCGCGUUUCUUUGCGCGGGCACAUUCCACAAGUUUCUGCCUUUCUGCACGGGCUUUGCUGCUGGAUGUAUGAUAUGGAUGGUAAUUGCCGAGGUUCUGCCUGAUGCUUUCAAGGAAGCUACUCCUUCUCAGGUUGCUUCUGCAGGCACUGUUGCUGUAGCCUUCAUGGAGACCUUGAGCACUGUUUUUGAGAAUCUAGGUCAUGGAUAUGGUUCAGAUGAUGCCUCUGGUUUCUUUGUUUCUUUACUAUUUGGCCUUGGGCCAUUGUUCGGUGGCAUCAUCCUUGUUGUUUUUGCGCUUGCCUUCAAUUUUCAGCACUCUUUCCUCACUGGUGUUGCCUCCGGCAUCUCCUUCCUUCUAGCUGCAUGGCGACCUCUACAACUUGUCUCCUCUUCCAAAAUGGGAUUCUUUACCCUUGUAGGGCUGCUCACUGCUGGUUCUGCUUUGUAUCACUUCACCACCUCCAACAUCUUGAAACUAUCACAUCGCAAGAAAGCCUCUCUCAAUGCUCUCGCUCAUGCUCCAGAUCUUCCGAGUGCUCUCACCCUCCAGUCCUUUUUUGCUUGUGGUGCCAUUGCCCUGCAUGCAAUGGCAGAAGGCCUAGCACUAGGAGUGGCAGCUCCAAAGGCCUACGGGUUAGGUAGGCAUAUGGUUCUUCCCGUCUCACUUCAUGGACUCCCACGAGGCUUUGCAGUGGCAAGCUGCAUCCUUGGUGCCACAGACAGCUGGAGAGCUGCUCUUGCAGCCGCUACCCUCACUGGUUUCGCUGGUCCUGUCUCUGCCAUUGGAGCCAUACUCACUGGUAUUGAUUACAGCGGGCUCGACUAUUGGUUGGUUCUAGCAUGUGGAACAUUGAUCCCGAGUUUUGGCAAUGUAUUUAGGCGGUCACUGAAAUUACAAAUGCGGAAAAGCCUUUAUGGGCUCCUGAUGGGGCUUGUUCUUGCCACAGUGUGUUUGACAUCCACCAGACUGGUUUGCUUGCACACUCCUUACUGCAAUUCAGCUCCAGAAGCUGUUAAAUGAGUUCACCAUUGAUUAUGUGGAUUAGCUUUUCACAAGUUAUUCACAUCAUUAGUACACCAUGAGUUCAAAACCAUAAGAUACAAUUAGGAAAGCUCAAUGUGACUGAAGACAGAGAUAUACUCAGAUACAAGACUUUUGUAAAUAAUUCAGUAAAAAAAUAUCAGUUAAUUUUCCGGGUUUUCCUUAUGUCCACCUUUUCAGCAGCCAUUUGAACGACUUUCACAUCAGCGAUGAGAUUGUCGUUUUUGUUUAUGAUUGAAAGAUCGGGAAUUACAAUACUCACCAGAAGCCAUUCUUUUUCGGAAAGGUUCAUCAGUGGAUUCUUACUAAAAAGCGAAGAUCAUCGGGUAUCUUUUUCUACCUUUCUUUUUAUUCAUUAUGGAGUGGUUAAGUUGCUGCACAGCCUGGAUUACCAAAGAAAAGACUUAAGAUAUUUUGAAGAAUAUCUCCUUUUUUUCAGUAUAUUGUUUGCACUGUGAUUGAAUGAAGCAGGAGAUUUGAAUUCCAGAUUCUUGACUUCUUUUUGAAGAUGCUUUGAUUCAUUUGAUAUUCUGAACCACGUGUUUCGAUUACUAGCAACCAAUGCAUGUUUUCACUUGUUGUUCUUUUUCUAUACCGCACUCACUCUAAAAGUUAGUUUUGAAUGCCCUUAGUCUUCCUGAAUUCACACUCAAUACUUUAGUUUUUAUGGUUGCAAACAUUACCCUACCUGAUGACCACCAUUAUGCUCUUUCAAAGAUGCUCUUUUUGCUUGCCUUUUCCCAGCUUAUAAAUGCAUCAUCUUCUCUUCUUCAUUCACUUCAAGAGAAAACAAGCCAUAGUUGUUGUUGUUGUUUUAAGAGUACAAUUAAUGGCUUAUGUGGUUUCCGGUGAGUCUGAGAAGAAAGGAAAGCCUUUGCCGAGGCGAGGUCAAGUCAAGUCAAAUAUUAUCGGUACGUUGGUUCGAUCAUUUACAAACACACAGAAGAGAGAUGACAAAACUCAAGGAGAUCAUCGUCGUCGUCUUCUGCCUACUGAUACGUCACCAUUUAGUCGAUAUAACUAGUCCUUCCAUUGAGCUAAUCGUUAUACUGUAAAAAAACCGUAUUCUUGUUUUCUUUUUUUUUUUUUUUAUCUUUUCUUUUUUCCUUCUGAAUUUUGUCUUUGGAGUUUGGAAUGAUUUACUUAUGAAUAAAGAGUAGCAUGUGUUUGUUA